GAAUUUCAAAUCGAUCGAUUAAAGAAAUAAAAACAAAGUGGACAAAUAUGCACCAGACUGCAAAAAAAGAAUUCAGUAGCCACAAACUGUCCCAGAGAAAGACGGGUGGUGGCCCUUGCGCCAAACCACUAUCGGUAGUGAGUGAGAAGAUCGUUGAUCUCUACAAAGACUCGCCUACAUUUAAUGGGUUGUCUGGGUUUGAAACGCAGUCCACUGACGAAAGCAACAUAGAGGUGAUUGACUCCCCCACUACUGUGUCAAUUUUGACGGAAUUGCUGAUUCCAAGUGUUCAAGAAAGUGGAGACCAGGUCACCGAAGAAAUUUGUGAGCAGGCGCAAAACGACGAGAGUCUUACCACUACCGAAGCAACAGAAAAACCUACUUCAAGUACAGUCACAACUGCGACGACUUGUAUGGAGUCAAGCAUGUCAAGAAAUGUAGGAAAUAGUGGUCGGCGUAAGAGGAUUUGA
Messenger RNA from Magallana angulata, 470 nucleotides. RefSeq lists its product as uncharacterized. Lineage: Eukaryota; Metazoa; Mollusca; Bivalvia; Ostreida; Ostreidae. Bases 48 to 470 code for a protein of 140 amino acids. The record is from RefSeq and is a predicted model, not a curated record. The transcript is spliced from 3 exons.